This is a messenger RNA of Hippocampus comes (tiger tail seahorse), 2899 nucleotides long. It is a transcript of the gene dbh, whose product is annotated as dopamine beta-hydroxylase (dopamine beta-monooxygenase). Gene Ontology annotation, molecular function: dopamine beta-monooxygenase activity; copper ion binding. The record is from RefSeq and is a predicted model, not a curated record. Bases 669 to 2543 code for a protein of 624 amino acids. Lineage: Eukaryota; Metazoa; Chordata; Actinopteri; Syngnathiformes; Syngnathidae. The transcript has 13 exons. Gene Ontology annotation, cellular component: secretory granule membrane. Gene Ontology annotation, biological process: norepinephrine biosynthetic process; dopamine catabolic process; octopamine biosynthetic process.
ACGGCUAUUUUAAUUUGCAAUUGACACUCGAAUGUGAGCUCGAGGACACGAUCACCUGUUGCAUGCACACACGUGCUCGCUCAGGGGACGCGCUAACCUUUCAAGGCACCUUUCAAGUGUCCAUCUUGUAUGUGCCGGCCGUAAUUGACACCGCAAUUUGGUUGUUCACAGCCCGAGGAGGCGUCUUGAGGAAAGCUACAAAUACAUUAAGUUGUUUAAUGGCUCCUCAAAUGCUUGCUGCCUCACUAAAUAACUUUGUCAAAAGGUCAGAUUUCUUCAAAAAGCAAGUAUGUGAUAAAUGCACUUAUUUAUUUUUAUUUUGAAAGGACAGAGCAACGAUGCUGAUGAUUGUCAUUGAUAAUAUCCAUGGUUGGUUUUGGACACAAUUAGGGUAUGGCAGACACGCAACAUCAUGUUUGACCCGAGGGCCUUCUCGGACACAAUUGAAUUGCGCUCAACAAAUAAUAGCAUUAGUCUGCAACAAAACAGACAAAUCGCUAAGGGAGGAGUCUCUUAAAAAGCACAGAUAGGGUGCGAGCGCACAAAACGACGCGAGGAAUGGUACUCGCAACAAGUUGGAGACGCUGUUGAGCUUCCGUGACCCGCGAGGACAUUUUUUUCAACUUUAGAAUAAACUUGACAAAAAUAAACUCACACGUGUCUUGGCCAUGAGGAUCCUGAGCAGAGAAUUCCGCCUCCAGGACGUCACCGUCAUGUACUUGACCGCCCUGGCCGCCCUCAUGGUCAUCCUGGUGGCCUCCUACCAGGCUCCGUCCCACAUUACAGUGGUGGAGCUGGCCCCCCCUGACUCAAAGUCCUCCGAUGUUACGCCGCCCGCGCUGCCGCUGCCCUUCCGGGUGCUGCUGGACCCACUCGGGAGGCUACAGCUUGCUUGGAACGUCAGCUACGCCCGCCAGGAGGUCUACAUGGAGCUGAAGGUGGCCGAGCUGAAGCACGGCGUGGUGCUGGGUAUGUCCGACCGAGGGGAGCUGACCGACGCUGAUCUGGUGCUGCUUUGGGACUCUGGAAGCAAAAGUUACUUCGGGGACGCUUGGAGCGACAGCGAAGGCAAAGUGACGCUGGACAGCCAACAGAACUAUGAGCUGAUUGAAGCCAAAUGGAAGUCCGGAGGCUUCUACUUGCUCUUCAAGAGACCCUUUAGCACAUGUGACCCCAGAGACUACCUCAUUGAGGAGGGAACAGUGCACAUCAUUUAUGGCCUCUUGGAUCAACCGCUUGCUUCACCGGAGCAGCUCAACCUCUCCCGCAUCCACACGGGUCUUCAGCGCAUCCUGAUGCUGCGCCCCGACACGCCGGCCCCCGCGCUACCUCCCGACGUGCAGACGCUGGACGUGGUGGCGCCCCACGUCGUCAUCCCCACUCAAGAGACCACCUACUGGUGCUCCAUCCACAAGCUGCCCGAAAACAUGGCCGAGAAUCACAUUGUCAUGUACGAGUCGGUGAUCACACCAGGAAAUGAGGCCAUCGUGCAUCACAUCGAGGUGUUUGAAUGCUCCCCGGACGACGGUGACGUUCCCCAGUACAGCGGCUCUUGCGACAAUAAGAUGGUGCCGGCGAAUCUCAACUUCUGCCGCCACGUUCUGGCCGCCUGGGCCAUGGGUGCAGAGGCGUUUUACUACCCUCCUGAUGCAGGCCUCCCUAUUGGUGGGCCAGGUUCCUCAAGGUUCCUUCGCCUGGAAGUCCAUUACCACAACCCUCUCCUUAUAUCUGGCAGACGUGACUCAUCGGGGAUACGGUUGCAUUACACGCCCAGUCUGAGGCGCUACGACGCCGGGAUCAUGGAGCUGGGCCUGGUCUACACGCCCAUCAUGGCCGUCCCGCCUAAGCAACACAGCUUCUACCUCACCGGCUACUGCACCUCCAGGUGUACACGCACUGCUUUGCCUCGGGGCGGCAUCUUCAUCUUCGCGUCCCAGCUGCACACGCACUUGGCGGGCCGCGGGGUGCGCACUGUCUUGGUGAGGGGGGGCCAAGAGGUGGAGGUGGUGCAGGAGGACCAACACUUCAGCACACACUACCAGACAAUCCGAGUUCUGAGGAAGAUGACCAACGUUUUGCCGGGAGAUGUCCUUAUCACAAAGUGUACUUAUAACACAGAAGAUAGGGACAAGCCCACCGUGGGUGGUUUCGGCAUCAUGGAGGAAAUGUGCGUCAACUACGUCCACUACUACCCUCGCACUCAGCUGGAGCUGUGCAAGAGCCACGUGGACCUGGAUCACCUGCAAAAAUAUUUCAGCUUCAUUAACAGAUUCCAGGGAAAGGAGCAGUGUGUUUGUGGCGACGAGGGUGUGACAGAGCAGUACUCCAGACUCCAGUGGGACGGCUUCGCCACGCAAGUCCUGGACUCUCUUUACAACACGGCGCCCAUCUCCAUGCACUGCAACCAAUCCACUGCACGCCUCUUUCCUGGAGAGUGGGAGAAACAGACUCUACCCAUGGUAACCUCACCACUCAAAAAGCCCCCUUACCCUUGUGAGGUCAGAGUGCGUCCCACCAGUCGCCCGGAUGGAACUCCAGUCUGAGCCAAACCAAGAAGGGGGCUUGACGACACGUUCAGCCUAAGGAGGAGGGCCCCAGAAAGUGACAUUGUCUGGGUUCCGCAGGUUCAUCGUCAACUUCUUAUUUUAAUUGUACGCUUAGAAUUAAAGACAUACUUUUGUGGAUCAGAGUGUUGUUUUGAUGCCGGGGGGGAGGGGUGGGGGAGUACUGCUCAAAUAAAAAUCAUGAAUAUUUUGUUUUUUUAAUAGAAAUAUUUACUGCAGUCACGUGUCUUGCUCCAUUUUUUUUCCCUUUUAUAUGAAGACAAAUAAUUGUGUUUUACAUAGCAUGUGAAAAGCAUGGAUAUAUUUCAUGUCAUAAAGCAUUUGAGAGUAACCUU